This is a messenger RNA of Pichia membranifaciens NRRL Y-2026, 2262 nucleotides long. RefSeq lists its product as hypothetical. Gene Ontology annotation, biological process: attachment of mitotic spindle microtubules to kinetochore. The transcript has a single exon. Gene Ontology annotation, cellular component: Ndc80 complex. The record is from RefSeq and is a predicted model, not a curated record. NCBI's taxonomy places the organism in Eukaryota, Fungi, Ascomycota, Pichiomycetes, Pichiales, Pichiaceae. The coding region runs from base 1 to 2262 and encodes 753 amino acids.
AUGUCGCAGACGGGCCAGCCGAAACAGCGGACGGUCCAGCGACAAAACAGCUUUCUCUCUCCGAUCACGUCCACGACGUUCACGAACCGAAGACUGUCUUCGUCUCGGUCGUCGCUCUUGCGGUCGCCGGACGGCACCGAGUCCAGCCGGGAUAGGAAGAGGAAGAGGUUGAGUCUUCUGCCUGCCAAUGCGCACCUCGGGGCGCCCAGGUUGAUUAACCCGCCCAACCUUCGUCGACAGUCGAUAAUGAACAACAAUAACAACAACAACAACAGUCACAAUCACAACCACAACGGCAACAUUUCCAGCAUUCCUAGCCUCAACAGCGCCCUCCAAGCCCAGCUGGCUUCAAACUCCACGUCUUCCACCCCUUUCACCAUCCGCAACGCAGCGACUCAAAACACAGUACAACAAUUGGUGCAGAACUCCAUCACUAGGUCGGGCAUACCGUUGAACACACAACGAAGGUCCACAAUAGGGAGCCGGAGAGAAUCAGUGCUCCCUCCGUCGUCCGCGUCGGGGAAUCGCUAUGAAACCCCAGCUCCGGCACACCGCCCUUCUGCAUAUAGUAAACCACAGGAUCCGAGACCAUUGAGAAGUCAUAGAUUCCAGUCUGAAGUACAAGAUGAGCUCUACAAUUAUCUAUCCACCAAAAAAUUUGACAUUGAGAUGAAACAGCCACUCACGCCAAAAACUUUGAAAACCCCCACACAGAAAGAGUUUGUUUUAAUUUUCCAAUGGCUUUAUAAAAAGCUGGAUCCGGGCUUCAAAUUUAACAAAUCCAUAGAACAGGACGUCUAUACACUUUUGAAGUUUUUAGAUUAUCCCUAUUUGGACACAAUCAACAAAUCUCAAAUAAGUGCUGUCGGUGGAUCGAAUUGGCCUGUCUUUCUAGGCAUGUUACAUUGGCUGUUAAAACUAGUCAAAGAAACUCUGAAGUUUGACGAUUUGGAUAUCUACUCCUUCCAAGAAGAACAGUCAAAUAAAACUGACACGAAUUUAACAGAUGACCCAGUAAUUUCAAAUGAGAUAUCCCUGAUGAAUAAGUUGUUCUUGACUUAUGUGCUCGACUCUUAUAGGGCCUUUUUGACUACUGGUGAAGACGACUAUUCAAGCUAUUUUGCAGAAAUGGAGAACGAGUACCUCGUUUAUAUUGAAGAAGUGCAAUCCAAAAUGAACAUAGAUGAAGAACUACACGAAACGUUGCAGCAGAAAUUGGACUCUAGCAAGGAAACGUAUAACCUUUUCUUUGAUGAAAUGGAAAGAGCUAAUGCGUUGCAGACAGAUGUUACAAAAUUCCAGAAUUAUAUUGAUAUACAGAAACAGCGACAACUCAAAUGGCCUAGUGUCAUUGAAAAAGCUAAUUCAGAUAUCCGUAAUAUCAUGGAGUCUAUUCAAAAUAUCAAUAAGGAGAAACAAGAUAUCAUAUCUGAUUUGGAGAAGAAGAACCUCACACUUAAGGAUAUAGAGGAUUUGCACAAAGAUCGGGCAAGACUAACAACAAGUUUAAAUUUGAUUGAUUCAAAGCAGCGACAGACGAAACAGUUGAUAGAAUCCAAAUCUGAAGCUCUCAAACUACAAUUCAAUGAUCUACAAGCAAAAAUAAAUUUUUACAAUAAUACGGUUUACCAGAUUUUGAAUGACUUGAGCCUUGAAACACCGCCAGACACUUCUUCCCUGGUUAUCAAUUCUUUAGAUGAAGAGUACCAGAGUACCAAAAUUGGAACUUCACCACAUGAAAUGGUUCCUAUUUUACCAAAACUUAGAUCUUCUCUUGGCGACUUGAAGAACAAAGUGCAGUCUCAUAUUACAAAACUCCAAGAUGAUAUAUUGCAAUCACAAGAAACCGUUGAUGACUUAAAGUUGUCUAUUGUUUCUUGCACCGAUAAAUUGGAAGAAUUGGAGGAUUCGUUGUCCAAAUCCAGGAAGGAAUAUUCUGAGCUCAAUGAUAAAUAUACCACGGAUUCAUCAAACAAGCAAUUUGAUCUUGAAGAAAAAGCUAAGGAAAUACGCUUAUUCAAGUUACAAAACACUGAGAACAGAAAAUCCAUUGAAAGCAAAUGGAAAGAUGCUCAGCGAGACUAUAAAAAGACCAUUUCAAUGAUCAGCGAAAAUCGUACACAGUUGGUCUGCGACAUAGCCCAGUGUUUGGAUUAUGUUGUAAGCUUCAAAAGUGACGUUAUGACGGAUUUGGAAAACACAGCUGUGGAGGUAAGUCAAGAAUUAAAGCAACAGUUAGAUGCAGAAUCACAGGAGGAGUGA